Molecule: messenger RNA, 1289 nt
Organism: Tripterygium wilfordii
Lineage: Eukaryota; Viridiplantae; Streptophyta; Magnoliopsida; Celastrales; Celastraceae
Product: anaphase-promoting complex subunit 10
Exons: 6
Coding region: 266-844 (192 amino acids)
Biological process (GO): anaphase-promoting complex-dependent catabolic process; protein K11-linked ubiquitination
Cellular component (GO): anaphase-promoting complex
Source: RefSeq, a predicted model, not a curated record
GUUUUCAAUUAGGAGGGUAGAUGACAUUGAUGGCCACGAGCGAGUUGGAGACUCGGAGUCGCCUUCUUAAAAGUUGAAUUUGAAUUAUGUAAGCACUGCAUCCAACACUUUUUAAUUGACCGCAGUUGUAUAUUUUCAUAAAUUACAACGAAAAUUCACAAUCCAGAUUGCUAGCUAUCCCACAAUUAGGGUUUCGAGUGUUUUGGUGACAUUAGGGUUUUUAUCGUGUGAAGUCCCUUUGCUUAACCGCAUUGGAGUUUGAGAAAUGGCGACAGAGUCAUCAGAAGGAGAAGAUGAGGGGAAGAUAACCGGAGGGAACCAGCAUCUGAUUGUGGACGACGAUCUUAGAGAGAUGGGCAAGAAGGCUGCUUGGAGUGUCAGUUCGUGCAAGCCCGGCAAUGGCGUCUCUUCUCUCCGUGAUGAAAAUCUUGAAACAUAUUGGCAAUCAGACGGUGCACAGCCUCAUUUGGUGAAUGUUCAGUUCCAGAAGAAAGUGAAGCUGCAGUUGGUUGUUCUAUAUGUUGAUUUCAAGCUUGAUGAGAGCUAUACACCAAGUAAAAUUUCCAUUCGAGCUGGUGAUGGAUUUCACAACUUGAAGGAGAUAAAAACUGUGGAGCUUGUCAAGCCAACUGGUUGGGUUUAUAUAUCAUUAUCUGGAAAUGAUCCUCGGGAAACUUUUGUCAAUACCUUUAUGUUGCAAAUCAUUGUGAUGUCAAAUCAUCUCAAUGGGAGGGAUACUCAUGUCCGCCAGAUUAAAGUUUAUGGGCCUCGACCAAACCCUAUUCCGCACCAACCAUUUCAGUUUACUUCUCGAGAAUUUAUUACUUAUUCUUCUGUGAGAUGAGAAUGUAGCCUAGUAGACGAGAGCCAGUGUGUCAUUCUGGAGAGGAUUACAGAUUCUGGACAUGUAAAAUCUGUAACAGCUUAGUGCUCCUAUUUCUCUUGAAACUCAAGUCUACGAAUUAUUCAACAGAAAUGUUGUCAUCAGCUGAGGAGCUUAGAAAUGGGGCCAUUUCCUGAUUUUGUUCUUCCUAAUUGCAUUUUCUUUGCUCAAGUGAUUUACAUCUCCAAGUGAGCAUCUAAGCAAUUUGCACUGCCACUGCCACUGCCAGAUGGUUUGAUGUUCUGUGGUGAUCUUGCUUUGUUAUGUACCUCUUUUUUUGAUAAAUUGCUUUGGAAUGUACUUGCCCUUAGCUCCAUGGGGAUAAACUAUUAAUUGGUACUUCAAUGUGACUGGCAUUAUUUCAAAGUGACUGGUUUACAUUUUUACCGAUGGAUUAGAGACCCAA